AUGAAUUUACUCCACAAAAAGAAAACUUCAGCGGAAGCAUUCUCAACUAAAGUUGGGAUUAUCCAUGAAACUCACCUUCCUUCUGCCACUUCGGAGAUUGAAAUGAGAAAAUUGUUGAAUCGAUUCUCCUCGAACUCUCCGUAUGAACUCUUGGAGCUAAAGGUCAGCAAGCAGAAAGUCAUACUACGAAAGGAAAACAAAAAGAUCCUCUCUUUUAAGCUAAAGGAGUUGGCGAAGGACAAUCUCAUUUCUCAAUCUGACUGUCUUAUCAUGGUCGUUAAACACCGUUUACUAAUUGUUCGUUUUCUCAACUCUUUAGAUUUGGAGAAGUUUAGAAGACGUGUAAAUGGUUUUGAAACUAGGAAAGAAGGCGACCAACGAAUGCAAUCAAAUGAUUCACCACAGUUUGCCAUAAGUGAGAACCCAUUGAGUGAAAGAUCCGUGGAACAAGUUUGCUCUACUCAGGCUGGGGAAAAAUCACCACCUUAUAAAAAUCCUGAUUCACCAAGAAGGCAGAAAUCUUUAUCCCGUUUCCAUACUCCGGAACGUUCUACUGGACCUCGCUCUUUAACUCCAGACGUGUAUCUAGUGAAACGCACAACUAAGCAUAGAGAUGGGCGCAGAAAAUCGGAAUACAGUCGAAUUACCGUCUAUAAUGUUGAUCAUGAUAACUUCGACGAUGCCUCAUCAACACAUUCCAGCUUACCGCCGGUGUAA
Molecule: messenger RNA, 717 nt
Organism: Rodentolepis nana
Lineage: Eukaryota; Metazoa; Platyhelminthes; Cestoda; Cyclophyllidea; Hymenolepididae
Source: the annotation of a GenBank genome assembly